Messenger RNA from Myotis daubentonii (Daubenton's bat), 1511 nucleotides. RefSeq lists its product as uncharacterized. Lineage: Eukaryota; Metazoa; Chordata; Mammalia; Chiroptera; Vespertilionidae. Gene Ontology annotation, molecular function: protein binding. The record is from RefSeq and is a predicted model, not a curated record. Gene Ontology annotation, biological process: positive regulation of apoptotic process; TRAIL-activated apoptotic signaling pathway. Gene Ontology annotation, cellular component: cell surface; plasma membrane.
CUGAUUCUCAGCACGUCGAGCAACCUGUCGUCCGAGCUGAGCGCGGCGAGCCUGAGCCCGGGCAGCGGGUGCGGGCCCCGAUGAGUACUGGUCUGCCAGGCGCUGCUGCCAGCUCUGCCCCGCAGGCCAGUAUGUCGAGGAGCCAUGCAGCAGCCCCCACACCCGGAGCAAGUGUGAGGCGUGUGACACAGGGACGUACACGGGGGACACGCCAACGGCCUGCGGUCCUGCCUGCUGUGCACCACCUGCCGCGAGGACCAGGAGAUGGUGAGUGACUGCACCCCGAAACGGAACCGGAGGUGCCAGUGCAAAACUGGGGAGUUCUACUGCGACUCAGAGCCCUGCCCGGAGAGCUGCUACCGCUGCACCAGGUGCCCCGAGGGGAAGAUCGUCCUGCAGACGUGCAACGCCACGGCGGACACCCUGUGCGGCCGGCCCGGCCCAGGGCCAGGGAGCCGACACCGGUUCUGGGGGAUGGCGGGCUGGCUCUUUGCCGCGGUGGUCGGGGCCCUCGUCAUUCUCUGCGUCAGGAAACCCGGAGACGGAGGCGGCCGGGCGGCCUGCUGCUGUCCCCAUGCAGGACCUGUCUCCACAGGACGCCCUUACAGAAGAGACAGCCUGGAGAGCUCAGUGCCCUUCGUGUCAUCGCCUGAGGCCCCAGAUGCAGACGCUCCGGUCCCCACGACGGGCGCCCUCCACCUGCCUGAAGACCGGCUGGACGUGGCGUCCGAGUCCCUGAUCCUCCCCGGGACCCCGGAGAGCCCGGCGGGAGACGGCCCGCGGCCGGAGGCGGAGGCAGGUGAUGAGGCCGGGCCCCAGGCUGGUCACCACGACCUGACCCUUCUUAACCCCCUGCCCCCUGGGCCUGAGGGUCCGGCUGAGGUCCCGAGGGAUCUUGUGGACACAAAGGGGCCACCUACUGCCGCUGAGGAGCUCAGGAGGCCUGCGAGGCUGCCUUACUGCCUCGGAGACCAGGUGACCACACAGGAUGGUCUGAAAUCAAAACUUUCUGAGCCUGGCCAGCAUCACUCAGUGGUUAGUGCAUCGGACUGUGCACAGAAGGGUGGGAAGUUCCAUUUCUGGUCCAGGGCUUGUGUCUGGGUUGCAGGUUCACUCCCCACCCGUCAGAGCCCCUGAGUGAGACAGCCAGUCAAUGAGUCUCUCUCUCUCCCCGCUCCCUCCACCCCUUAUACCCCCUUUGGAGACUCCAUGGAAAGCAUAUCCUCAGGAGGAUUCACUUCCUAAUCCUAACCCCCAACCAUAAAAUUAUUUUCGUUGCUACUUCAUAACUAUAAUUUUGCUACUGUUAUGAAUCAUCAUAUAAAUAUCUGAUAUGCGGAGAGAAACCAAGAUGGGUUAGGCAUAGGUAAACACUGGAAAUUGCUGCCUCACACAACCACUUCAAAAAUACAACUAAAAGACUAAACAGACAUCAUCUAGAACCACAGGAAGGCUGGCUGAGUGGAAAUUCUACAACUAGAAGGAAAGAGAAAAGCACACUGAGACUCAGA